UAUCUUGAGGUCAAGCGUCACAUGAUUGAAACCAGGAAACAGAGAGGAGGCAUCAAUCCACAGUCACUUCCGUUUUCUUUACAGUGGAGCAGAUGCAAGGCUCGAACAAACGGACUUAUCCAGGAUGAUAAGACAUCGAGGGGAACAUGAGGUCUCCAGAGUUCAGGACUGUCAAAAUGGAAUCUCUGUAGACCUCUUCUUACACCUGUCACUCAUACCAGCUGUGUUGAUCGUAGGGGUGCUCUCCUUCCUCCAGAAAAGAACACAGAGACUGGCCAUCGACCACAGACUGCCCUUCCUGGCGGGACGUUUUGCCAUUGUGGUUCCUUUGGAUACUAUAGGUAGCCUCAGCAACCGUUGGUCCUAUGGGUUUGCAUUUGGUGCCGUGUCCAGCAGCGUCCUGCUGCUCUUCUCUGAACGUUACAUCCCCUUCACCGUCCCACCCUGGGCCAGAGCUGUAGUGUACCUGGUUGGGGCUUUAGAAGUGGGCCUGGUCUACUUGCCUUUCUUUGCCUGUCUGUCGACACCUUUCAGAGCAGCUGGUGCUGGGCUGGGAAUACUCUACUCUCUGUCCUGGAUCAUCGUUACAGUCUGGGACACAUUCACCUGUCCUGAUGGUAAGAUUUUAGGUCCGUACCAGAAGGUAAUCGUCCAGUGGCCCUCCAUCCUAUCACUCGUCUUCCUCUUGGGCCGAUUUGUCUACAUUCUGAUUAAAGCUGUUCGAAUACGCCUGCAACAGGAUCAAGAGGACCCUGAGGAGCUGAAUGAGCAACACCAGGUGCAGCAUGUCAAGACACUGCUGAGGAAAACACCUGCACACAGUAAGCGACUCAGCUGGUUCCAGAGGCGAGUGUAUGAGUGGGACCCGUACUUCAAGUUCCCCAACAGGAUCAUUGGCAGUGCCGUUAUAUCCCUCAUAGGCCUUUAUAUUAUGACUCUGGCAGACUACACGCUCAGCAAUGUGGCUUUUGACCAAGUAGACAAGUGGAAGAACACGCUACAACAGCUGGUGACCUCUUGUAACCAGACUGCAGCUCUGGGAGCCAUGAUACCACAGCUGGAAGAAUUCCUUGCUGUUGCUAGGAAGUCUUGGUUAGCUACCACCAUCAUUGCAAGUCUCAACUCUGUUGCCUACACUCUCCAUGUAUUGGUAUGUUACAGGAAACACUUGAAGAGACUGUGGAAAGGACAAAGGGGUUUUCUUCCUGAGAAGUUUCAUAACCCCAGUUCUGCUGUGAGCGUGGCUUCCAUUACAAGAUACUCAGGAUGGCAAAUAGCAUUUACACUUUGGGGCUAUGUGAUUGUCCAUUUUAUCCACUUCCAGUUGGCCCUGCUCUUGGUCUAUGGGCUGGUUCUUCCUAUAGAGCAUGGACACGUACUGAGCAUGCUCACUAACCUGGGAAUCAUUGUGCUGACCAUCGGUCUGGUGAUCAGUCUGGUGAUUCUCCAGAUAGCUCUGGUCCAGAUCUUCUUCCUCCAGGACAAGAUAUCUCCUUCUGAUAAAGAGAAACCUCUGGCUCUCAACAACAGGAAGGCGUUCCACUGCUUCAACUACUUCUUCUUUUUCUACAACGUGGUGAUGGGGUUCAGCAACUGCAUCUUGAGGCUGCUGUGCAGCAUCGUUGUAGGAACAUGGCUGGUGUCCCGCAUUGACCGAACCAUCAUGCAGAGGGGAUAUGAAAACUUGGACGCAGGCUACAGCACUUGGAUUGGGAUGAUCUUCGCCGACCACUAUCACAACAAUCCAGUCAUGGUGUGUUUCAGCCAGCUGCUGGUCUCCGACAAGCUGGAGAGACACAGAGUGUCUGCAUACUCCACAUUCAGCAACAUGCCAUCUGAAACCCCUGGGAAUAGUAGGGCCAGGAGGCGCUGGAUGCUGUUUCAUACUUUGCUGAGAAACCCUCAUCUGAUCCCGCUCAGAAAGCACCACCUCGCCUCGUCUUCGUUGUUACAGACAUCCUCGUCUCCCCAGUCAGAUAUGGUGGUGAGGGUGUGGGUCAUGGGCUCACAAACGCAGAGUUGCCAAGCAGCGUCACAGUCACUGCCAGAGAUCCCAGCCACACCAGCAGUGGACUGUUAAACAAAACAUUUACAUAGAUUCUGAUCUGGAAAAUACGGCUCGCAAUCCAAAAUUGUACGUGUGCCCUUUAGUCGAGGAUCUCUUCGUUGUAAAGGGAGGACUGUGCAGUUUUCAACAAGUCCGCUUAUCAUUUGUGACAAAAAGCCUAGUGCUAACAUCUGAUUGAUAUAAUCUAGUUAAUGUGUUUAAGGCCACCAGUCUAUCAACUCAGAUAGUAGUGUUCAUCUUUAGUAAUUUAGUCAUUUGAUACAUGGAAAUUGUGAUAAGCAGAACCAGAGAUUGAUUGUAAGCAGUUUAAUGUGUGUAUUGUUGUCAUGUAAACUUGAGAAAUGUGGUCAUAAUAGUCGGAACAAGAGCAUCUGCUGAAAAAGCAUGAUCUCAGUCAAACGAACCUUUUAUACAUUAUCACAAUAACACCCGUGCCAUCUGUUCUUGAAGGGGAGCUGGCCCAUUCCUUUUUGUAACAAUGUUUAUUGUAUUAAAAUCAGCUAAAGUGCA
Molecule: messenger RNA, 2578 nt
Organism: Scophthalmus maximus (turbot)
Lineage: Eukaryota; Metazoa; Chordata; Actinopteri; Pleuronectiformes; Scophthalmidae
Gene: stra6l
Product: STRA6-like
Exons: 18
Coding region: 125-2080 (651 amino acids)
Biological process (GO): vitamin A import into cell
Cellular component (GO): plasma membrane
Molecular function (GO): signaling receptor activity; retinol transmembrane transporter activity
Source: RefSeq, a predicted model, not a curated record